GCUUGGGGCAGAAUGGCAAGAUGGCAAUUUAACGAAAGGGUUGGAGAUAUAAUUACUCUUAUUGGUCAAUUUGCUUUAAUUGGUCAACUCGCCGGUACUGUAUUUGACGGCCAAGAUGUAAAAUGUCCUUGGGAUUUGGACAAUUUCACUUCUUUUGCUUUAAUUAGACAACCAUCAGAUGAAUCUUCAGAAAUUUUUGAUGAAGUUUGGCUUUAUAAUAGCAGUAAUCAACCCUUAUUUGUUUGUAUUUCCAAAAAUGCAGUCAGAGCAACAUCAUCAACUAGUGAAGCUCCAAACAUUCGUAGACUAUCACCCGGUUAUUGUAUUCGUGUACAUCGAGUAUCUCCAUCUACAAAUUUAUCAUCAUCAUCCCCUCCUCUUCGUUGUUCACCUCACAAAACAAUUAUUGCCAAUGAUAUUUCUUCUCCACAACAUUUUGUAGGAGAGACAACAACAACACAAAUUUCUUCUUCUUCUUUACCUGUUUCAAUGUUAACAAUAAGUAUAGGUUCGGGUUGGGGUGCAAAUUAUGAUCAAAAAUCUGUUGCAAAUCUUGAAUGUCGUUAUGAAGUGAUUUUUACUUGA
This is a messenger RNA of Meloidogyne enterolobii, 585 nucleotides long. The record is from the annotation of a GenBank genome assembly. NCBI's taxonomy places the organism in Eukaryota, Metazoa, Nematoda, Chromadorea, Rhabditida, Meloidogynidae.